CACCCUGGGUAGGGGCGGAUGUGUCCUUGGGUUCUGCGGCCGUGCAAGUUUGCCUAGGUGCAGAAACCUACCCAACUUUAUUUUCCCCUCACGUCCAAGCAAGGGCGACCUGAGGACAGGCCAAUGGACAGAGAAAUAAGAGGCGGCCAGAGCCGUAGAAAGUCUCAUGCAAGAUGCCCGCCCUGAGUUCAGCUUUGGCUGCUGUCUCUAGAAUUACAUACACGAAGCUGUCUUUAUGCAGAAGAGAGACUAGAAGCCAAUGAGAGAGGCUGCCAAGGAGCGGAGGGAGGAUAGUUUCAAGACUGCGCGUAGGACUUGCGAGACUUUUCCAGGACCGACCAGGCUGGACUCAGAGGGAGCAGCAGUUUCAGCUUCUCAUUCUUGGAGGAGAUGGCCUGCUACCAGUCGCUUGGCCAAACCCAUCAUAACAAAAUGGAAGGGCUUCAGAAGGCUGGGGAAGACGCAUGUGCCACAGCUGGAGGAGAAGGGAGCUUAAAUCCAGGGUCAUCUCCAUUGAGGAUCGUCCUGGUGGGCAAAUCAGGCAGCGGGAAAAGUGCCACUGGGAACAGCAUCCUCUGCCAACCUGUGUUCAAGUCCAAGCUGGGGACCCAGCCUGUGACCAGGACGUGUCAGGGGGCAACAGGCACGUGGCAGGGGAGGAGCAUCCUGGUGGUGGACACGCCCUCCAUCCUUGAGGCCAAGGCCCAGGACCAGGAGAUGUACGAGGACAUCGGGGACUGCUACCUGCUCUCGGCGCCGGGGCCCCACGUGCUGCUGCUGGUGACCCAGCUGGGGCGCUUCACAGAUCAGGACGCCCUGGCCGUGAUGAGGGUCAAGGAGGUGUUUGGGGCAGGAGCCCUGAGGCACACGGUCAUCCUUUUCACCCACAGGGAGGACUUAGCGGGUGAGUCCUUGCAUGACUACGUGGCAAACACAGACAACCUCAGGCUGAGGAGCCUGGUCCAGGAGUGCGGGAGCAGGUACUGUGCCUUCAACAACCGGGCCUCCGCCCAGGAGCAGAGGGACCAGCUGGCCGAGCUCAUGGCCAUGCUCGAGGGGCUGGAGAGCGAGCACCAGGGCGCCUUCCUCAGCAACGACCUCUUCUUUGAGGCGCAGAUGCUCCAGCGAGGUGAGGCUGAGGCCCCCGGAGAGGGUCGCAGGCACUACCUGGCCAAGGUGCUGUCGCACAUUGAAAAGCAAAAGCAAGAUCUGCGAGAGGCCCGGAGACACCGUGUGCUCAGAGGGCUUCUCCGUGUCAAAAACUGGAUCGUUUCGCAUGAUGAGCUUUGUUUCUGUCUUGUUUGGUGCAGCUUCCUUUUCCUUCUUAUUCUGCUGAUCAUCUGGUAUCAUCUUUAAUUCUGCAGGUUGCCUGUUUGUCAGUUUCUAAUGAAUCGCCUCGCAGAUUCAUUGCUCAGUUCAGAAAUAAAUAUUCUUGGUCUACAGAGGACAUGUCAUCUCUGCGGGGUCACGGCCCCUCUUCCUUGGACCUCUGCUUUGGUUCAGCCUCCACUGCUGCCUCCGUGAAGCCUUGAGCCUCAGUAGAGGAUGACAGUGGCUCAGGUCCAGGCUUGCCUGGCUGGUAUAUACACAACCCCGCUUUCUUGGCAGGAGCCAGCUCUGGUCUGGUUCGGGCCAAGGGGAGGUGAGCAGAACUGGGGCCAGAAGCUUUCUUCUUUCCCAGGAGGGACCCUGCAUGGAGAGGUCUCUCUUCUUCCUCUGGGCAUGGUUGGAUCUGAGUGUGAUGCUUGCAGGUCCAGCAGCCACGUGGCUCCCAACCUGAGGUUGAAGGCAACACUCAGAGCAGAGUGAUGAGAUCCAUGCGGACCCCUGAACCAACCAGCCCUGAAGCCCACUCGAUCUCUGGACUUCCAGGGAAGUCAGCCAAUAAAUUUCCUUAUUGCCUAA
Messenger RNA from Phacochoerus africanus (Common warthog), 1905 nucleotides. RefSeq names its product GTPase, IMAP family member 5 (gene GIMAP5). The transcript has 5 exons. The record is from RefSeq and is a predicted model, not a curated record. NCBI's taxonomy places the organism in Eukaryota, Metazoa, Chordata, Mammalia, Artiodactyla, Suidae. The coding region runs from base 391 to 1356 and encodes 321 amino acids. Gene Ontology annotation, molecular function: GTP binding.